This is a messenger RNA of Megalops cyprinoides (Indo-Pacific tarpon), 1684 nucleotides long. RefSeq names its product schwannomin-interacting protein 1-like. Gene Ontology annotation, biological process: positive regulation of hippo signaling. Gene Ontology annotation, cellular component: plasma membrane; cell junction. Lineage: Eukaryota; Metazoa; Chordata; Actinopteri; Elopiformes; Megalopidae. The transcript is spliced from 7 exons. The coding region runs from base 460 to 1272 and encodes 270 amino acids. The record is from RefSeq and is a predicted model, not a curated record.
CGUCUUCGUUCGGCUGUUUCUUGUAUGCUGCUAAUUUACGCUAGCUGCCUAAUUUAAUAACAAUGAUCAUCCAGAAAUCCCACUGUAAUCAAUGUUACGAUUGUUAACUUCUAGAAAAGCUAAAAACUCGUAAUCAGAGCUAAACAACGUUCCCACUCGUACAUUGAGAGUGGUAAAAAGGAAGGAAAAAAAACGGGAGAUGACACGACGAAGGGUGGAGAAAGAAAUGGAGGGAGGAAAGGAAGGAGAAUAGGGGAGACGACUGUUUCCUUCUUCAGGAGGAAAAGAAAAUUCGGGACAACUGCAUGUCCGGAGUGAACGUGCCAACGUAUCGCUGUAUGUAUGAAAAAGUCAGUCAAGUAAGGGAGAGCUGCGUGUACAACAGUGGGCAGUUUAAAGAGGCGUCUCCUCCCUCUCUAAAUCUCCACUCCCCGGGGAGUUCGCACUACGGAGCACGGGAUGGAGGGAGCAAAGGAGAAAGAGAGGGAGCGGGGGGAGGAGAAAGAAAGCGAUGAGGCGGAGGAGGAGGAGGAGGACUUUGGCGAGGCUGCAGAGGGGGCGGCCCUGGCAUGGCAGGAGGGGUAUGCUGAGGAUGACCUCGGCCUUCCCAUCAUGCACUGGGAGGCCCUGAGCCUGCGGAUUGCCGAGCUGGAGAAGCAGGAGGAGGAGAGGAGGGAGAGAUCGAAGAGUGUGCUGGAGCGUGCUGGUGUGGUGGGGGCCAUGGAAGAAGAAAGGGAACGAGGCAGUAGGAGGGAAGCCUGGGAAGACGGAGAGGAAGAUGACAACAAUCGGGUCUCUGCUCUAACCUCUCGGCUGCAAAGCCAGAUGAAUCUGCAACUCUGCUUCAUUAACAACAGUGAGAGCGAGGAUGAAGAUGAUGAUGCUGGGAGAGAGGCUUCCCCGGUGGCUGGGAUGGGGGGGCGUGGGCCUUCCCAACAGACCCCUCCCCCUUUGACCACAGAUGGAGCUAAACCAGCAGGGCUGAAGCUGGAAGUUAAGGCGGCACUGAGCGCGCUCAGAAACAAGUUGCGGACCAAGCACAAAGAGAAAGAGCGGCCUGCAUGCAGUGACAUGGUGAUGCAGAGGAAGAGACUGGAACGCAGUGAUCUACAAACCCUCAGCCUGAAGCAGCUGAACGCACUCAGAACCUCCCUCAGCCAGGCUAUCCAAGACCUGAGCUCAGAGCUGGUGGGUCUCCUCCUAACCCGGGAUCAGCUCCGGACGGAGCAGGACGCCAUGCUUCUGGAGGUGCAGGACAUGACGUCGCUGUGACGCGGCAAUCGAAAGUGUCCGCGCUGCGCCACUCGAAGAGCUCCCCUCGAGGACACCGCUGGAGGAAGAACAAGAUACUGUGAAUUGCAUUUGCUCGGAGUGACUGUGGCCGAAUUGCACAGGGGCACUUGGCCUUACCUGGACACUCAUGCAUUUUUUUUGGUUUUGUUUUCUUGUUUUUGAGAACCUGUCCAUCAGGUUGACAUCUCAGUGUUGACAAAUUAGUAUCUGAGGGACCGCUAAGCUGCUAUUGCCACCCAAGGAACUGAGGGACACGGUGCCAUCCUCAUCUUCAUUUUAAAUAACUGAUAACUAGUUGUCAUUAUUUUACAUGUCUUUCCUGACCUCUGUCUGCGGGGGUGAUGGUACAGGAUGAGGUCAUCACUAUGGGAUGGACACUGGCCCAGGACGA